CGAAAAUUCAUGUUUUAGCAGCGGCGUUUGUCCAUACCCUCGACCUCGAGGUCUCGUUUUCUCUUCCAGCUCCACUCUCCCGAAAUAUAAGAUCCCUAAAAAGACCCCAAAUCCCCCUCACACUUUGCUGAACCAGAACCGAGAUGGACACUGACGUCACCAUGGUCCCAGCCGGUGAGGCCAGCUCCAGCGUCGCCGGACCCUCCUCCUCUACUAAGAAACCCAAGCGAUUCGAAAUCAAGAAGUGGAAUGCCGUCGCUCUUUGGGCCUGGGAUAUUGUUGUGGAUAACUGCGCAAUUUGCAGGAACCAUAUUAUGGAUCUCUGCAUCGAGUGCCAAGCGAAUCAAGCAAGUGCUACAAGCGAGGAGUGCACUGUUGCCUGGGGUGUGUGCAACCAUGCAUUCCACUUCCACUGCAUCAGCCGAUGGCUCAAAACCCGCCAAGUGUGCCCUCUCGAUAAUAGCGAGUGGGAAUUCCAAAAGUAUGGCCACUAGAAUGAGAAUCUAUGACCGGGCAGCUGGGUAAAAAGUUUGAUGUCAUGUAAAUCAGCUCCUGAAAGUAAGAAGGCCAACCAAAGAUGUGUCUCCAGUGACUAAACAUUGUAAUAGAUUAUUAAAAAUAUGGGAUUGGAUCGAUAGUAUGUUUGUUUCUGAAUUUUUUUUUCUGGCAGCCUUUGGACCCAAUUUGUAGGGUCGGAUGUGCAGUUUCCUUGUGACAACUAUAUUGAUAUGUGAUGCAAUGUUAUGACAUCGAUUUAUGUUUUCUUAA
Messenger RNA from Manihot esculenta (cassava), 768 nucleotides. RefSeq names its product RING-box protein 1a. Gene Ontology annotation, molecular function: cullin family protein binding; ubiquitin protein ligase activity; zinc ion binding. The transcript has 5 exons. The record is from RefSeq and is a predicted model, not a curated record. NCBI's taxonomy places the organism in Eukaryota, Viridiplantae, Streptophyta, Magnoliopsida, Malpighiales, Euphorbiaceae. The coding region runs from base 144 to 494 and encodes 116 amino acids. Gene Ontology annotation, biological process: protein ubiquitination; ubiquitin-dependent protein catabolic process. Gene Ontology annotation, cellular component: nucleus; cullin-RING ubiquitin ligase complex.